Molecule: messenger RNA, 5206 nt
Organism: Cricetulus griseus (Chinese hamster)
Lineage: Eukaryota; Metazoa; Chordata; Mammalia; Rodentia; Cricetidae
Source: RefSeq, a predicted model, not a curated record
GUUCAUUUUCCAGACACCGAAAGAGCAGAAUGGCUAAAUAAGACCGUGAAGCACAUGUGGCCCUUUAUUUGUCAGUUUAUUGAGAAGCUCUUUCGGGAAACCAUAGAGCCAGCUGUGCGGGGAGCAAAUGCCCACCUCAGCACCUUCAGCUUCACCAGAGUGGACGUGGGUCAGCAGCCCCUUAGAGUCAAUGGUGUUAAGGUUUAUACUGAAAAUGUAGACAAAAGACAAAUUAUUCUGGACCUUCAGAUUAGUUUUGUAGGAAAUUGUGAGAUUGAUUUGGAGAUCAAACGAUAUUUCUGUAGAGCUGGUGUGAAAAGUAUUCAGAUUCAUGGGACAAUGCGAGUGAUCCUGGAGCCCCUGAUUGGAGACAUGCCUCUAGUGGGGGCACUGUCCAUCUUCUUCCUUAGGAAACCACUUUUAGAGAUUAACUGGACAGGACUGACUAAUCUCCUGGACAUCCCUGGACUGAAUGGCUUAUCUGACACUAUCAUCUUGGAUAUAAUAUCAAACUAUCUGGUGCUUCCUAAUCGCAUCACUGUCCCUCUUGUCAGUGAAGUUCAAAUAGCACAGUUGCGGUUUCCCAUACCAAAGGGUGUGCUACGGAUCCAUUUCAUCGAAGCUCAGGAUCUUCAGGGGAAAGACACCUACCUUAAAGGCCUUGUCAAGGGAAAGUCAGACCCCUACGGAAUCAUCCGGGUGGGCAACCAGAUCUUCCAGAGUAAGAUUAUCAAGGAGAACCUGAGUCCAAAAUGGAACGAGGUGUAUGAGGCUUUGGUCUAUGAGCACCCUGGACAAGAACUGGAGAUUGAACUCUUUGAUGAAGAUCCAGACAAGGAUGACUUCUUAGGAAGUCUUAUGAUUGAUCUUAUUGAAGUUGAGAAGGAGCGCCUUUUAGAUGAAUGGUUCACUCUGGACGAGGUGCCCAAAGGAAAGCUGCAUCUGAAGUUAGAGUGGCUCACGCUGAUGCCAGACGCGGCAAACUUGGACAAGGUGCUGGCAGACAUCAGAGCUGAUAAAGAUCAAGCUAUUGAUGGUCUUUCAUCCGCACUGCUCAUCUUGUAUUUGGAUUCUGCAAGGAACCUUCCGAUGAUAGUUCAUCCAUCCUGCUUGCAGAGUGGAAGUAAUAUCUUCUCCACUGGAUUAUCAGGGAAGAAAAUGAACAGCAACCCAAACCCUCUUGUCCAGAUGUCAGUCGGCCACAAGGCUCAAGAGAGUAAGAUUCGAUACAAAACUAGUGAGCCAGUGUGGGAGGAAAACUUCACUUUCUUCAUUCACAACCCCAAGCGCCAGGACCUGGAAGUUGAGGUCAAAGAUGAGCAGCAUCAGUGUUCUCUGGGGAGCCUGAGGAUCCCACUCAGCCAACUGCUUAUGAGUGACAACAUGACCAUAAACCAGCGGUUCCAUCUCAGCAACUCGGGUCCAAACAGCACUUUAAAAAUGAAGAUUGCCCUCCGGGUCCUCCAUCUUGAGAAGCAGGAAAGGCCUCCAGACUACCAGCACUCAGCCCAAGUGAAACGGCCGUCUGUCUCCAAAGAAGGGCGGAAAAUGCCGGUCAAGUCUCAGCCGUCCAUGUCUCCAGGCACCAGUGGCAGCAACACUGCUCCAUCAACACCAGGCAUGGGAGAAGAUAAGCCUGUCAGGGAGGAGAAGCCCCAGCCCCCAGAGGCCAGCCCUCUAGGACAUCGUGACCUAGGCAGGAGCUCUUCCAGCCUCUUGGCCUCUCCAAGCCACGUCUCAGCCAAGGAACCCACCCCAAGCAUUGCCUCAGACAUAUCACUGCCCAUUGCCACCCAGGAACUGAGGCAAAGGCUGCGCCAACUCGAAAAUGGGACCACCCUGGGACAGUCUCCCUUGGGGCAGAUCCAGCUGACCAUCCGGCACAGCUCCCAGAGGAACAAGCUCAUUGUGGUCGUGCACUCAUGCAGAAACCUCAUUGCCUUCUCAGAAGAUGGCUCUGAUCCGUAUGUCCGCAUGUACUUAUUGCCAGACAAGAGGAGGUCAGGGAGAAGGAAAACACACGUGGCAAAGAAAACACUAAACCCCGUGUUUGAUCAGAGCUUCGAUUUCAGUGUGUCGCUGCCUGAGGUGCAAAGGAGAACGCUGGACGUAGCUGUGAAGAACAGUGGUGGCUUCCUGUCCAAAGAUAAAGGGCUUCUUGGCAAAGUGCUGGUUGCUCUGGCAUCUGAAGAACUCGCCAAGGGCUGGACACAGUGGUAUGACCUCACAGAGGAUGGAACAAGGCCACAGGUGAUCACGUAGCCACGCUGGACAUAAGGCCUAUUUCUCAACGUGUAUCGAACCACCUCAACAUGGAACACACUUCUUGCAGAUGUACCAAUGCUAUUUUUAUAAUUUUAAGUAUUGAGUUAUACAUACCUUAAUAAUUUUAUAAAGCUGUUGGCACUGUAGGAAAAUUUGGCCAACAUUAUUGUUAAAUUCCCCCGUUGAGUUCCAGCACUUCACCAGGCACUGCGGAGUGCAGUGGUGCGGUGUGUCCCUGUGCCGUGUGGAGCUCUGUCAGCCACACCUGCUGGAAGCAGCGGGCACCUGCACUUGCUCACCAUGGCCUUGCCUUGCAUCCCGGAGGUGCACUACACCAUGUACAUAGACUCUGGAUUUUGUAAUAUCUACAUGCCGGCUUGGAUAAAGAAGAAAGUGUAUCAAGGAAAUACGUAUUUUCUUCUAAAAUGUAUUAAAUUCUGUGACCAAUAAUGAUUUUCAGCAAAAAGUUCUCAGAGAUCCAUUGUGUGAUAUGACUUUUUUAAGGGAAAAUGGAAAGAGUAUUAAAUAUUAGGAUAUUUAUGUCUAGUAUGAAUGAUAAAGUGUUCAAAUUAUUAACAUUAUUGUAAAUAGGAAGAUAAGAGUGAGAAGCCAGUGAAUGACUUAUUAAAAAGUGUGUAACUGAGUAAUAGACAAUACCAAGAGUAUUGUCAAAGCUCAUGAAUCACAGUAUACUCAUAUGAAGUUUAUUACAUAAGCAAGGAAUGUGCUGUUCAUUUGUAAUUGUUUGUUAUAACUGAUUGAUGAAAUGGUGCAGAGAUAGACACAUGCCAGGUGUGGUACCUCAUACCUGUAACCCCAGGAUGCAUGGGAGGCCAGUGCAGGAAGACCAGGAGUUAGAGGGCCUGCCUGGGCUGCACAGCAAACCUAUCUUGGGAAAAAGAAAUGCAUAGUUUAUACUUUGCCCAAAGCAUAGGAACUAACCUUGGUUAGGAGACAAGGUAUUGUCCAGAUUGGACGUAAGCCUGGUUUGUUUUGUCCGUGUUUCUAACCCCAUAAAGACAAGGUCUGUUGUUAGUAGAAAGUGGUGGUAGAACAAAUGGGUGAACACAAGGAGUAACAUGCUAACGACUGACACUGUGCUUGCUCUUGCUGGGAGGACCUGGCUCUGCCUCCAUCGCACAGAGCCUGCUGGGACCCCCACACAUAUGGGACCUCACACGACAAAGAGAGAGACCCUGCCCAGCGCCGGCAACAUCAGCUGUCAGUCUCGCCAGUUUCUGGAUAUCCUCAGCCUGUACCAUGUCAGGUCAUAACAUUGGGAUAGUAUUAUACGUCUUUUGUUUUAGAGUCCUUUUUUUUUCUCUUUAGAUUAUGAAAAACAUGUUUUACAUGUGUUGGAGUCCCCCGUCCCCCCCUUCAUCCCCCCCCAACCUCUUGUGAGGUGAGGCUAUAUCGCAGUGUUAUAAGCUAUGCAUGUCUGUAAACAAAGUAUGCACAAAUGGUUUUUGCAUAGACGUUUUCUAUGUGUGCAUUUUAACCUACAGGAGAAAAGGGCUUUCCGCCAUGAGAUCGUUUAAAACUAUGUACACUUACAGCAGGAAAAUGCAGCUUUGUAAUCAAAAUUGGAGUAGUUCCUUUCACUUGCUUCCUGGAACUAAACCACCCAUGGGAAGCUUAUCUGACUAAACCUUCCAAAGUGCCUAUGAUGAAUACAGAGUGUUCUGUUUCUACUCUCCUCCCGUCUGCAGAUGAGAGUGUGCCUCAGUUUGUAAUGUACCAUGGGUGCAUUUGUAACGGAGCCUGUGGCCAGAGUACUGUCACCCUCUGUCUGUUGACUCCUGCCUUUGAAUCCUGUUUAUAAAUCUUUCUAUUAGUGUGCAGGAUUGGUUUUCCUAGGAGAAAGUUGAUGUGUAUGUGGGUGGCAGUUUAGUCACAGGAAAAAGACAGGUAAUAUCUUAUUAAAACUAGUUGCUCCAUCAUGCUAUUAGAUUUUUUUUCCUGAAGUAUCUUUUCAGUUGGUCCACUGAAAGGGCUUCAGUCAUAAUCUAUAAAGGAGAUGUUCUCGCUGAAAUUGUAUCAUGUCAGUGGUUUUUCACCAACAACUUAAACAUCUUGGUUUUGUACCCACAUGCUUAAUCUGUUCAGUGUGUAUUUUAUUUAAGAGAAUACUUUUCUUAACAAUUAGGCAAAUUGAAUAUAUUUAAGGGUACAAUCCCCCAAUAAGUCCUCAGUAUGGCGCCCUCUGCUGCAGUCACAAACACUGGCACCGGUGAGUUCAGAUAUAGCCUCCCCACCUGCAUCAUCCCAGUCCCCCUAGCAGCUGUCUCCCUGCUCUUUGGAAAGGAGAAAGUCCAGUGAUACCAGCCAGCCUCCUGGUUGUAGUCCUGUGUCCUGCACGUGGAGAGCUGAGUUGCCAUCAAGUCACGUUCCAGUAUCCUGAAGAUAGAAGAUACUUUGAGUUCUCAAAAUGUUAACACUCAGUUUUUAAUGACUUAUCUAGGAAAAAAAAAAAAAAAAGAACUUUAAGUUUUCUACUUGGAACCAAACCAGUGAGGGGAAAUUAGUGAUUUGAAGUACAGCCCCACUAACUCACUCACGUGGUGGCUUAUCCUGUGCCUUAAAGUACCAAGGGAUUUUCACGUAUCAGGUGAAGACAAAAGCAGCCUAGCAGCUACCGUUACCACCACUUGUAUUCUGCACCCGAGAGUCCCUCUAUAGGCAGUCCUUAUGCAGAGGUCAGUCCUCAAGACAGUUUGGGAUUCUUUCAAAAACCCCAGGCAGAUGCAGAGAGCACAGGUUCCUGGAUGUGUAUUCUCUGGUUGCUGCAAUGACUGGUCCCAUCUGGAUUACCCACUGUAGAGGAGGACCACAGAGGAUUGGAUUUUCGGUUUUUUAAUCAUAGAAUGUGCUUUUUGCUUAAUUAAUUUUACAUAACAGCACAUGUAUUUAUUCAAUAAAACUUUUGUUAGCUCACUUGUAA